Messenger RNA from Platichthys flesus (European flounder), 4480 nucleotides. It is a transcript of the gene nfkb1, whose product is annotated as nuclear factor of kappa light polypeptide gene enhancer in B-cells 1. The record is from RefSeq and is a predicted model, not a curated record. The coding region runs from base 263 to 3049 and encodes 928 amino acids. NCBI's taxonomy places the organism in Eukaryota, Metazoa, Chordata, Actinopteri, Pleuronectiformes, Pleuronectidae. Gene Ontology annotation, molecular function: DNA-binding transcription factor activity, RNA polymerase II-specific; RNA polymerase II cis-regulatory region sequence-specific DNA binding; protein binding. Gene Ontology annotation, cellular component: cytoplasm. Gene Ontology annotation, biological process: innate immune response; cellular response to stress; response to cytokine. The transcript is spliced from 24 exons.
GGGAAAUUCCGGUGUGCAGGACACAAAGUGUGUCGUCACAUGUUCGAUUCCGCGGCUCGAGCUUGUCUUUUCUUCUCGUGGAUUAAAUGAUGUUUUCACAAAGUGUCGCUGCUGCACGUGACGCGCUGAAGAGACUCGAGUGUUCGCCCUAACCAGGUGACCAGGUAACUACGUCACCAGCCGUCAGCCGGUAACUAGUGAGCCCGGUAACUAGUUAGCCAGACUCCAGCUCCUGAGGGCCCCGGGGCCCUUUGCAGACACGAUGGCUGGAGACGACCCCUACCUUCAUUCUAACAACCAGAUCUUCGACACCAUGAUCAUGGAUCCAACGUGGGAGUUCCAGCCCUUUGCUGCCAUGUCUCAGACCACGUCCCUGAGGACAGCGGACGGACCGUUCCUGCAGAUCCUGGAGCAGCCGAAGCAGCGAGGCUUCCGGUUCAGAUACGGGUGUGAAGGUCCGUCUCACGGCGGGCUGCCAGGAGCGUCCAGCGAGAAGAACAGGAAGACCUACCCCACCGUCAAGAUCGGGAACUACCAGGGUCCGGCCCGGGUUGUGGUCCAGCUUGUGACAGCACUCCCCAGCCUCCCUCAGCUUCACGCUCACAGUCUGGUGGGAAAACAGUGUGACAAAGGAAUCUGCAUCACGGACCUGCAGCCCAAAGACUCCACCAUCAGUUUCCCAAACCUUGGGAUUCUCCAUGUGACGAAGAAGAAUGUGGCGAAGAUUCUGGAGGAGAGGAUGAUCGAGGCGUUCAGGAUGGGAUACAACUGUGGCGUCUCCAUCCACCCAGAGAUCGAUGCCCUGCAGGGGGAGGUUCGAGUCCCACGAGACCUCCACGAUCACCAGCGCAGUGUGAUCAGCAGUGCAGCGUCUCUUCAGGCUAAGGAGAUGGACCUCAGUGUGGUGCGUCUCUUGUUCACGGCGUUCCUCCCCGACAGUAACGGAGGUUUCUCCAGACGCCUGGAACCCGUCGUGUCUGAACCGAUCUACGACAGCAAGGCUCCCAACGCCUCCAACCUGAAGAUCGUGAGGAUGGAUCGAACCGCCGGCUGCGUGACGGGAGGAGAGGAGGUUUAUCUGCUGUGCGACAAAGUGCAGAAAGAUGAUAUCCAGGUGAGGUUCUAUGAAGAAGACGACUCGGGGGUGACCUGGGAGGCGCUGGGAGACUUCUCACCGACAGACGUCCACAGACAGUUCGCCAUCGUCUUCAAGACUCCGAAGUACCGAGACCAGAACCUGCAGAGGCCGACCUCCGUGUUCGUCCAGCUGAAGAGGAAGUCCGACAACGAGACCAGUGAACCCAAGCCCUUCACCUACCACCCCCAGAUCAUCGACAAGGAGGAGGUGCAGAGGAAGAGGCAGAAGACUUUGCCCAACUUUCAGGACUUCAGCGGCCAUGGAGGAGGAGGAGGUCUGUACAGAGGAGGAGGCCCAGCAGCAGGAGGAGGCCCUGGCUCUGCAGGAGGAGGAGCAGGAGGUUCAUUCCAGGGUUUUACUACCUAUAACUAUGGAGGAGGAGGAGGAGGAGGAGGAGGAGGUUUCUCCACAGGAUACUCAGCUGGUCUGGGAGGAGGAGGAGGAGGUUUCUCCACAGGAUACUCAGCUGGUCUGGGAGGAGGAGGAGGAGCAGCAGCCAUCCAACACGCGUCUCAGAGCGACACAGUGGACGACAACGAUCCAGACCACCAGGACUCGGGGGCCGCGGGGGGGGCUUCAUCCCGGACUGGAGGCGUGGAGGGGGGGGGCAGUGAGGAGCCAGACACAGCAGGCGAGCGGUGGGUCCAUGGGACCAGUCGACAGCUGGAGGCUCUCUUCCACUUCUCUGUAACCGGUGACCCAGUUUACCUGCUGGCUCCACAGCGCCCCCUGAUGACGGCACAGGACGAGGACGGGGACACCGGGCUGCACCUGGCCGUCCUCCACAGCCAGCAGGCGGCGCUGAAGAGUCUGACCCAGGUGGUGUCCGCUCUGCCUGGAGAGGAAGUUCUCAACCUGAGGAACCACCUGUACCAGACUCCUUUGCACCUGGCGGUGAUCACGCAGCAGAGCGAGGCGGCCGAGGCGCUGCUAUUGGCCGGAGCCGACCCCACGCUGACCGACCGCCACGGCAACACAGCUCUUCACCUGGCGUCACAGCAGGAAGGGGGAGGAGCUAUGGUCCAGCUUCUACUACGACACCGAGAAGUGAGAGGACUGAUGGAGCACAACAACACAGCAGGUCUGUGCCCGAUCCACCUGGCUGUUCUGGCCAAUCAGCUGUCUUCCCUCAGGGAGCUCCUGGAGGGCGGGGCCAACGUGGAGGCUCAGGAGCGCAGCUGUGGGAGGACCGCCCUCCACCUCGCCACGGAGACCGACAACGUGUCGCUGGCCGGCUGCCUGCUGCUGGAGGGAAACGCCGAGGUGGACUGCUGCACCUUUAACGGCUGCACCCCCCUCCACCUGGCGGCAGGGCGGGGCUCCGUCAGGCUCACAGCGCUCCUGGUGGCGGCAGGGGCCGACCCGCACAAAGAGAACUUCGAGCCGCUGUUCUUCAGAGAGGACGAGUGCUGCCAUGACGAGGCCGACGAGGACGAAGGCUACAUCCCAGGAACGACUCCGCUCAACAUGGCCGCCACCAGCCAGGUGAUCGAGCUUCUCAACGGAAAAGAGUACGAAGCCAAAACUCCUCACGGAGCCGUGAGCCGACCACAAGGUGACCUGGCGAGCCUGGAUGUGGGGGUGAAGCAGGAAGUGUGUUGUGCCCUGGAGAGUGAAGGAUGCUGGGAGAAGCUGGCUCACAGUCUCGGCCUUGGGAUCCUGAACACGGCGUUCAGACUGAGCCCCUCCCCCGCCAAGACUCUGCUGGACAGCUACGAGGUUUCGGGGGGGACGGUCAGUGACCUGUUGGCUGGUCUGAGGUCAGCAGGAGAGUGCAGAGCGCUGAGCAUCCUGGAGGGGGCGCUGCGUCGCUCUGAGGAAACGGCGACGAGCGUCGAGUCCCGGCUGAAGGCCGACGCUCGCAUCGACAGCGGCGUCUGUGACAGCGGGGUGGAGCUUUCCACAGCGUAAGGACGUGAUUGGCCCGUCUCCAGCUGCUUCAUCAGAAGAAGCACAAUCCUCAUCAUUCACGACGUCUCCAGGAAUGAAGGUUUCUCACCAAGGUUUUAAAUGAAAUGUGUGAAACUGAUGAAAACGUCCACGGCUGAUUCUUGUUCCUCAGAAAGAAAAGUAAAUAUUCUUCUCUUUAGAGGAAUUCACCAAAACCUUCCAGGAGACUUUGAAUUCUCUUUCUGAUUCCUGCUCUGCUGACGGGACCGUUUCUGUCCGGACGUCUGCACCAGUGGCGGCUGGUGGUAAAAUGUAUUUUAGGUCACGCACCAACGUGGUUGUCCAAUGUACCUCCGUGCCGACACUUUGAAACAUCGAACAGGUGAAGCAAUGAGACGAAACCCCAGUUAUCACCUCUGUUCCUCAGAACAAGAGCAGGAGCAGCUCCGGGGGUUCACUUGCUGCUGAAUCUGUAAAUCAGGUUGGACCAGGAUCCUUCUUCCUCUUUGUCUUGUUGGGUUGUUUUUGUAAAGAAAGAGGGAGAGCGGCAACAUCCAAUCACAGAGCAGCCUCAGGUCACAUGGUUAAGUAUCAGGACCAACAUUCACAUCCUCUCGUCCGGCAACAGGAAGUAAACAGAAAGGAACCAAAUAGUUUUAAAACAAUUUAUAUUGAAUUAUCACCGGUGCUGACGGUCGACCGGGAGCGUUGUACCAGCAAAAUAUUACCAUAAUUAUGUGAAACAUUUUAAUACAGGCUUCUUGUCUCAGGUGUCGCAGGGGGAGGAGCCCAGAGCCCGUAUUAACCAGCCGCCACUGGUCUGCAGAGAGAUUGGUGCUUCAGACUCACAUGAUUGUAAAGUUCAGAUGUUUUUUUAUGUGUUAAAUCAACUGUGUCUGUUCCUUGUGACUCUGGUGAGUGGGUUCCACCUCCUGAGAGAACAACUGACUGAGAGUCACAGACACAACCAGCUGCAGCUGAACUGAGAUCAGUUCAAAACACUCUGAAGUUAUUAAACCAGAGUUUAUCUCCAAGAUUCAGCAGGAAACUUUAAACGUGAGCUCGACUCAACACGUUGAGACAUUUGCAUGAAACCACCUCGACACUUCGAACAGAGGUAAUCACCACAUGUGGCUGCAGGGGGCGCUGUUCAUGAAACGGCUACAGUUGAUUUAUAAUGAAAACAUCUGAAACCAUUUUCUUUUGUCUCGUCACUGAAACGUAAACAUGAACUUAAGGGACUUUAGUUUUUGCUCGAACCAAAGAGAACCAUCUUCCAGUGCAUUGUGGGAAAGGUAGUUCAACAGAUGCUAUUUAUCUUCUCUGAGCUAUGCACACUUCAACGGGAGCUUUUCAUUGGUUGUCUUUUUUAUAAAACUUUUUUAUAUAAUUGACGGUUGUCGUCAGUGUUUUAUGAUUCAAUGAUUUUAAAUUAAAACAAUGCAACCUUCA